Messenger RNA from Musa acuminata subsp. malaccensis (wild Malaysian banana), 1283 nucleotides. RefSeq names its product SPX domain-containing protein 1. Gene Ontology annotation, biological process: cellular response to phosphate starvation. NCBI's taxonomy places the organism in Eukaryota, Viridiplantae, Streptophyta, Magnoliopsida, Zingiberales, Musaceae. The record is from RefSeq and is a predicted model, not a curated record.
AUAUGCUGUUCCUCCCUCGAAUAUUCCCUCUCUCCGUCCCCGGCAUAUUCCGAUUCCCCCCUUCCCCUUCGCUCCUUCCAUCGCUAUAACAUUCCUUCGCCCCUCCUCCUCUUCUUACAUUACUGCCUGUUUGUUUCCUACAUUGGAUUUCGAUCGCAGAAAAGUUUGGUACUUGGAGAUGAAAUUCGGGAAGAGUCUUGGUAACCAGAUCGAGGACGCGCUGCCGGAGUGGCGGGACAAGUUCCUCUCAUACAAGGACCUCAAGAAGCGCCUCAAGCUCAUCUCCGGUGGCGGCGGAGAGAGGCUAGCCAAACGGCCCAAGGUGGCCGACGAUGUGGGCCCUGGGGAUCGCGAUCCUUCCUCGGCUCCGGAAAGCGCGGCGAUGCCGGUGGUCGAGGAGGAGGAUGAUUUCAUGAGGCUCCUUGAGGCCGAGCUCGACAAGUUCAAUACCUUCUUCGUCGAGAAGGAGGAAGAGUACAUCAUACGCCAGAAGGACCUGCAGGAUCGAGUUGUGGAAGCCAUCUCGAAGGAUUCCAAGGAGGAGUUGAUGAAAGUGCGAAAGGAAAUUGUAGACCUCCAUGGAGAGAUUGUCCUCCUUGAGAACUACAGUGCCCUCAACUAUACUGGGCUAGCGAAAAUACUGAAGAAGUAUGACAAGAGAACAGGAGCACUUAUUCGUCAGCCAUUUAUCCAAAAGGUGCUGCAGCAGCCCUUCUUCACCACUGAUGUGUUAUACAAACUGGUGAAGGAGUGUGAGGCCAUGCUAGACCGACUCUUCCCCAAGAUCGAAACAUCGACAUCCGUGGAAGACUGUGACGGGCAGAACAGGGAGCAGAAGCCGGCAAAACCGAGAUCCUCAUUGGUUGGAGGAGUUCCAGAGUCGGAGGAGAUUGAAUACAUGGAGAGCUCGUACAUGAAGAGUACCAUUGCGGCCUUGCGGGCCAUGAAAGAGAUCAGGGGUGGAAGUUCCACCGUGAGCUUUUUCUCAUUGCCUCCCUUGAAGAGCAAUGGAUUGGAAGAAAGGUGGAACAAUGUUCCUGUAUUAGAACAAGCAGCCAAGUGAUCAUAAAAGAAAGUGAAAUCUUUUAGUUUGCUUUGAGAAGGUUAUCCAUCUCCAUUCUCAAGUCCUCCCUCCCCCUCCCCCUCCCCCUUUUUUUUGUAUCCUAUAAGCUUACCUACAUUAGUUUUUAGAAUCCUUACAUGUAAUAGCUGUAUUACGUGUAAAUUUGAACAUGCAGAGGUUGAAUCAGAGGAAUUCAGCUUGACUGGUUACCAUGAUAUAA